GUCGCUUCUUUCCUUAGCUGCUCGCUGCCCUACCUACCGGUAGUCUGUGCAGCUCUUCUGAGACAGCUGUAGCGGGCAGGGCCUAAGGGUACGGGUAGCGCUCGUGCAGAAGACUCGCAAGAUCCAGGUCCGGUUCUCUCGUUCUUUCUCACCCAUCACUAGCUGCAACACCUGUCCUUCCCUUCUCCAUCCUCCUCCCUCUGCCUCGAGCGAACAAGUCCGGUCUUCCUCCAGACGAGCCAAAAAAAGGGGCGGGGUUGCGAAAAUUUCCGUCACAAAGAGGAGCGAUCGGAGGUGGUAGGGGCCAGUAGCCAUAAAGGCGGACCCAACAAUCGUCGAGACCAUCCAGAGACGCACCGAGCGCGAGUCGAGCGCCGCAAUGGUGCCGCCCGCCCUCGUCCGGCGAGCGGCAUGCCACGCCAACUGCCCGGCGCUUGGGCCGUGCCCCGUAUGUCCCGAGGGCAAAGCGUGCCAGCAGGUGAUCCCCAGCUCGUGCGAUGAUUGCCCCAUGUACACCUGCAUCAACGACCCCACGUCCAGCUCCGGCGGCUCCAGCGGCGGCGGUGGUGGCAGCAAGGCCGGGCCCAUCGGCGGCGCAGUGGGCGGCGUGCUGGCGGCGAUGGCGCUCGCGGGCGUGCUCUUCUUCUUUUGGAGGCAGAGGCACCAGCGCGCAAAGAGGGCUGUCAAGCGUGCGCAGCAGGACGCCAAGGUCCGUGCUGCCGGCGAGAAGUUCCAGUUGGGGGGCGGCAAGAAGCUCGGCGGUGCAGCGGCGUCCUCCGAUACCGGUGGCCAAGGGUCCUCGACGUCGUUGUCUGCGGCGACGAGGAACGGCGUGAGCGGCGAGUCGAGACGGUCGGGAGGCAGCAAGACGCCAGACAGAGGUGUGCUCGCUGCGGGUGGCGGCAGCGGUGCCGGUAGCGAUGGUCUUGGUGGCGGGCCGGUAGACAGAUUUGGUAUGAUCGACGACGACGACGAGACCGAGGACAUCAACGAUGAAGACACCGAAUGGACGGAGCUCAGGUCAGACGGCCUCACCGCCUUUCGUCGUGGCCCCGGUGCAGGCAGCGACGCCGACUCGCUCCUCGAGCAGGACCCUGCCGCGUUCAAGAGGAGAAGCACGGGCGCAGCCACGCACCUUUCGCGCAUCACAGAGGGGCAGGAGGACGAUGACGAGGACGCAAGGAGCAGAUACAGGGAAGGCUCGCUUCUCAGCGUCACCAUCCAGCCACCGCAGCCAAACAGCCCCACGGCGAUCCGAGCAGGCGAGAACGUCUACUCGUCGGGCAGCUCCAUCAAUCUCGUUGAGCCCUAUGGUGGCGGACAAACGACGAGGUCGAGGAGGACAAAGAGCGGCCAGCUCAUCCUCGACCCCUUUUCCGACCAGGCCUCGGUCCAGGAGAGCAUCAAGACUUCCUCGAGCUCGGGCCAGCCCUUUCCAUAUCGACCACCGGGCAACCGCGGCUCCGUCACGUCGGGCUCGGCAGAGGGCACGCUGUCUGUGUCGUCUGAGGCGCAUUCAGCGUGGAACUCGUUGCCCCUUGAGCAUCCUCAGCGGGUUCACCGCGCCACAGGGGCUCCCCUCGUUGAUUUGCAGGGCAAGCCGAAGCGGCAGUCGCCCUCGGCAGCCAUUUCACCUCCCUUGGGCCCGCUCGGUUCCAUCCUUCGACAGCAGCAGCAACAGCAGCCAUCGCUGAGCACCCCUCCCGGUGGCAAGCUCGAGCCAGAAUGGUCGCCUAGCCCACUCCUGCCACAUCGGCCCGAUCGCAGUCCCGACUUGAAUCUCCGUCUGCCGGACGGGGUGGAACCAGGCAAGAUUGGCGAGGACUUGAAAUCGCCCAGGAAGAUUCGUUCGCAGCCUCGUUUCUCAGAAAUCUGGAACAGCAACGAGGACGGUCAGAUGGCCAUCAGCCCAGCGGCGCCCUCAACGGCGCACUCGCAGCAGUUUGACGUCCACUACGGCGACUUCCCCGCUGAGCUUACCCAGAGCGAUGUGUACAGCCACCAUGCCGUGAAUGCUCCUACCUCGUCUUUCAGCGAGAAAGAUAAGAGGCACAGCACAAAGACGAUGCAGACCGUCUCAACGAUGGAUUCCGUUGGACUCGACUAUGUUCUCUCGGCGCCGAAGAUUGUCACGCCGGAUGGCCUCAAGAGAGUGCAGCUCAACCAAGGAAAGGCACAGCUCGUGCGUAGUCUAAGCACAGCAAAGAAGGAAGCGUCCGAGAGGGGCCUUUCCUCUCCAGACAUCCAAGGGUCUCCACGCUUCGCUGAGCAGAGCGACAACCGCUCCACCACCUCUGAUCCAUUCCGUGACGAGACAGAACGGGCGACGCAGAGCCCGACGACGACCUUUGGAGGCAAGAGGUCAGACUGGGGCGGUGAGGCGUAUGAAGACGAGUACGAUGCCAUGACAAACGACGACUCGCCCUAUCAGACACGGAUGGGCACUCCAUACACAGAUCCGCAGAGCAGAGGUCAGAGCCGAGCGCAGAGCCGAGCAUCGGGACGAAGUUUCGGCGCAAAGUCCAAUCCUCCGCUGCCGCAGCGCGACUGGGACGCUUCGCGAGACUCGAUGCCGACGGAUGUCGAGACAGACUACCAAUCACGACCGAACAGCACUGCCGGUCUCCAAUCGAAUCGCAACACAAAAGCCUCACUGCAGCAUGCCUGGACGUCUGUGCCAAUGCCACCGAACAUGUCGAGGCAGAGUACCGCGAGCUCCAUUGGCGGGUUCUCCAUCCUUGAGGGAAUCCCCUUCCGUGUCGCUCCUUCUGCUGCAUUAGCUUCAGAGGAUGGGCAACCGGGUCCCUCGCGUCUCCGGGAAGACCCUAUGCCUAACGAUGCCCAAGACAAGAUCAAGGAGGCUCGCCAGGCAGCAGCAGGGCACAGCACGCCACACUCAAUUGUCUACAUGGGCGAAGACGCGAGCUUGAUGCCGACAGCGGGCACGACUAACUCGAUGGUUCAGGGCUCGACGCCCCCGUGGGACAGAGUGAGCCAAGCGGUGCCUUCGGACGACAACCGGAGCAGCACGUCGUCAAAGGCGAGCCAGGGGCCUUUCGCAGACGAGAAUGAGAUCGCCGUCGACGGGACCGCUGUGUCCGUUCCCUUUCUGACGGAUCCCCCCGGACCCUCCUCAAAGGCUGGGUCGCGGUCCACCAAAUUUGACGAAAUUCGACUGCAGCACGAGCUCGAUGCCUAUCCCUUCCAGCGAUGAUGCACACACAUCCUUUCUUUUGUGUCCCAACCUCUGAUCUGUACAUGCGCAGGCACGCUUGUUCAUCCUUCAGUGUGGUUACUUGUCACCUUUACUACCCUACAUUCUUUGCGCCCUCGCAAUGCAAUAUCUUGACGGUACUGUAC
Acaromyces ingoldii is the source of this 3360-nucleotide messenger RNA. RefSeq lists its product as hypothetical. The transcript has a single exon. The coding region runs from base 380 to 3214 and encodes 944 amino acids. Lineage: Eukaryota; Fungi; Basidiomycota; Exobasidiomycetes; Exobasidiales; Cryptobasidiaceae. The record is from RefSeq and is a predicted model, not a curated record.